This is a messenger RNA of Aspergillus terreus NIH2624, 960 nucleotides long. RefSeq lists its product as uncharacterized. Bases 1 to 960 code for a protein of 319 amino acids. The record is from RefSeq and is a predicted model, not a curated record. Lineage: Eukaryota; Fungi; Ascomycota; Eurotiomycetes; Eurotiales; Aspergillaceae. The transcript has 2 exons.
AUGCGGUCACCAUCUGUAAAACCGUCGGCCUAUCCGGCCCUCCCAUUCCAUCUCAUUCGCGCCCUCGGAUUCCUCUCUUCCCUCAUCGUCGCCAUCAUCCUGGCCGUCUUCAUCUACCACCUCGCAAAGGACAGCCACAAACUCCCCUGGGCGUUCCUCAUUGUAAGCAUUUCCGCAAAACCAAAAUGCAAUUUCAGCCAUACUGACCUCCUCUCCGCUCCUCAUCACCUCCCCAUCACCCACUGCACCUCCGGGCUCUCGCCGCGCCUCUCCCUCGUCUGCAACUCCAUCCUCUUCAUCCUCUGGCUGAUCUCCCUCGGCCUCCUCAGCUGGAGCAUGGCAAACACCAUCACCACCACCUGCAACGCCACCUACUGGGCCACCGCCACCGGCAUCGCCGUCUGCCGCAUCUACAAGGUCCUCUUCUCCUUCACCGUGGUCGGCGCCGCCGCCCACGUCGCCGCCAUCGCCCUCGACGUCAUCGUCCACAAGCGCCAGACCCGCCUGGGCCGCUACGACCCCAUGUCCAGCAACGCAGCCCUGCCCGACUACAAGACCCACGACCGCUCCAGCAGCAUCAUGUCCGGUGCCGUUCCCGCCGAAAAUGCGUACAUGAUGGCCGACCAUCCGCACGCGAUCCACCCCGGCGCCCGUCCUGAGGACUACGACGACGAUGCCCGCUCCCCGCUGUACCCCCAUGCUGCGGCGCCGUCCCACCAGCGCCACCCCUCCCAACAGGAUUUCUACGAUAUUCCGGACCCCGCGGAGCGGCAGUCGAGAUAUGCCCCGCCGAGCUAUGAGAGUGCCGCCCCGCUGGAGCAGCACCAUGCUGGUGAGGCCCAGCACUACUACGGGGAUGUGUCGCCGGUGCGCAGUGAGAGGGAUGGGCCGCGUGUGCGGUUCAGCGGGUACGGCCAUCCGGGUGAGGAUACCCGGUAUGAUCCUGGAGCGUAUCGGUGA